Dermacentor silvarum is the source of this 2034-nucleotide messenger RNA. RefSeq names its product pancreatic alpha-amylase-like. The coding region runs from base 189 to 1844 and encodes 551 amino acids. The record is from RefSeq and is a predicted model, not a curated record. The transcript has 7 exons. NCBI's taxonomy places the organism in Eukaryota, Metazoa, Arthropoda, Arachnida, Ixodida, Ixodidae. Gene Ontology annotation, molecular function: cation binding; alpha-amylase activity. Gene Ontology annotation, biological process: carbohydrate metabolic process.
ACGGCACACUUGUGCAGCCCUUGAAAGGAGGAAGUGCACCGGGCAGAACGGAAUUGCAGGCGCAAUAUUUCAACCCCCUCGCACGCGUAGGAAGCCAAGGCUUAUGUUUAAACGGCAGCGGUCAUAAAUCGUGAAAGAAAGAAAAAGCUUCGCCCGUACUUCCCGGGAAGAAAGAAGGCCGUCGCUAGAUGAGUCGUUCAACGCAUCCUUGUUUUUCUGCGCGUUGUAGGCAAGGUGUACGGCGACGCCCCGCAGAAAUAAUGUGGACGUUGCAGGUUUGGCUGUUGUUGACGGCUACGUUGCUGAAUUGCUGCCACAGCACCUAUGGAAGCAACAAGGAGCCGAACAUGAUUCCCGGCCGAAGCGUGAUCGUGCACCUGUUCGAGUGGAGAUUCGACGACAUUGCCGAAGAGUGCGAAACGUUCCUUGGCCCGCGCGGCUACGGCGGUGUUCAGACAUCGCCGGUGAAUGAACAUGGCGUCGUCUUUGGAGAGACCGUUAAACGACCAUGGUACGAGCGGUACCAGCCUGUCAGUUACAAAAUUGGAAACCGGAGUGGCAAUGAGACCCAAUUUCGUGACAUGGUUCGCCGCUGCAACCAGGCCGGCGUCAGAGUGUACGUGGACGUCGUGAUAAACCACAUGACCGGAAAUCUGGAGAUAAAUAAGGGCACAGCAGGGAGCACGUUCAGUUACGAUGAAUUCAGCUACCCCGCUGUACCCUAUGGUCCCGAUGACUUCAACAAGAAGGAACAGUGUGGGAGCCAAUCAGGUGGCAUCGACAGCUACGGGGACGCACAGCAGGUGCGCAACUGUGAACUAGUCGGGCUCCGUGACUUGAACCAUGGUAGAGAGCACGUUCGAGCCAAGGUUGCAGAGUUCCUGAAUCGACUGAUUCGCUUCGGCGCGGCCGGAUUCCGCGUUGACGCCGCCAAACACAUGUGGCCUGCUGACCUCCAAGCCAUCUAUGCUAGGCUGAAUGACCUCAGUACAGAGUUCUUUGCCCCGGGAACUAAGCCCUUCAUAUACCAGGAGGUGAUCGACAUGGGCCACGGCGAGCCGGUCACCCGUUGGGAGUAUCGCCACCUGGGCAGAGUGACCGAGUUUCUCUACGGCGCUAAGCUCGGAGCCGUUCUGAGGAAACGACCGAAUGAGCUGUUGAAGAACCUGAGAAAUUUUGGCGAGGACUGGGGUUUCCUUCCGGGUGGAGACGCGGUGGCUUUCGUGGACAACCAUGACAACCAGAGGGGCCACGGAGCCGGCGGCGCGGACAUCCUGACAUUCUUUGAGCCCCGCCUCUACAAGAUGGCCGCCGUUUUCCUGCUCGCGUGGCCCUACGGAUUGCCUCGCGUUAUGAGCAGCUACCGCUGGCACCGGGAUUUCCGCGAUGACGUGGACCAAAACGCCUGGUUCGGACCGCCGUCGGAUGCCUCAUGGAACAUCCAGCGCGUCAUUCGGCACCGUGACAACACUUGCGGAGGUGGAUGGAUAUGCGAGCACAGAUGGAGACAGAUCUACAACCUUGUCGAGCUGCACAAUGUGGCGGGGUUCUCACCUGUCUCCAACUGGUGGGACAACGGUUACCAUGCAAUCGCAUUCGGCCGUGGAAACGCGACGUUCGUGGUCAUAAACAAUGAGGAUUUCCCGGUCGACAAAGUUCUUCAGACAUCUCUACCAGCGGGAACAUACUGCGACGUCAUCUCUGGCGUCAAGACUUCGACCGGUUGCACUGGAAGGUCAUUCGUCGUAAAGCCUGAUGGCAAAGUGGAUGCUACCGUAGACAACUCAUGGGAGGAUCCUGUGAUCGCGCUGCACAUUGCGGCAAAACUCCCAAGUACAAUGUGAAAAGCCCACUGCAUCCUCCUAUAGCUGGAAAGAUACAAAAUAUUAUAAAUAAUGUUAUCACUUCUUUUCAAUUGACUAAAUAUAUUUCUUUCUCAGCAUGCCGUACUGUGUAACUUGCUACAGCCUUUCUCAGCAUGUAGCAAGUAACAUAGUGUUGUAAUAUAUUGUCCUGCAACAUUUCGCGACCAUU